ACCACUACUUCCCCGUGCGAAACAUCGAGUCUUGUUUCCGAGAGUGCGGAGAUAUUUCCCUUGUUUGAGAGAUGGCAAUGAUGUUGGAUCUAUUUGUUUCAAGAUGCAUUGAACAAGUGAUAGGCUUUGUUGAGGGAGAGAUAUGCAAAGUGCUGGGCGUGAAGAAGGAGAUCAAGACGCUGCAGGAGAAGCUGGAGAUGAUCAAAUGUUACCUCGAAAGUGCAGAGCGGAAAAGCCGUGGGGAUCCCGUCAUCGAGGCCUGGGUGAGGAAGCUGAAAGACAUCAUGUACGAUGCCGACGACAUCAUCGAUCUUUGCAUGAUGGAAGGUGGCAAACUGUUGGAGGCUCGGGGAUCAGCUUCGGCUUCGAGGAUGGGUGAAGAAUCAUUCCAAGAAUAGUCAACAAGAGGAUGUGACUGUGUGCAUUAGACGUCUGCCAUUAAAUUUUAGAACCAUGUUUCUUGCACGCAAUAGUAUUGCUUGUCGUUGUGAAUUAAAUAGAUAAUGCUACUUGAUUUUAGUACCAUGUAGAACGUUAGCUAAUAGCUACCGGAAACCAUGUUGGAUUAUAUAUAUAGAAGUUCUCACAUUCACGGAUGGCGGCUUCGACUAAUAAGACGCCAAACAAACUAUUUGUCGCAUCAUAUAACAUCUUGUGGUUUGUGUUCCACAAUUUAACUCCAAAAUUUGCGAUGGUUUUUUUUCUUUUUCAUUUAAUCCCUACACGGUUUGAAAACUGAAAUUUGUUAGCACAUUUCAACAAAUAAUUGUUCUAAAUUUGUUAGUACAUUCGAAAACAAUGGCUCUUAAUGCCUUUAGUAUCCUAAUAGGUGUUCACAUAUAUACCAAUAUAAUUCAGGGCAAGUUUUAUGUUCUGUAGGUAUAUGCAUGUACUAAAUUUGAUAGAUUGGUGGAGUCCAUUGAAACUAUGCACCAACUGUUUGUGUUGGGAUUUACAAUAUCUAUUGUACCCGAUGAGAGUAUUAGUAAACUUACGAAUGAGAUGGCUAUGUGAUAUAAACAAAUAUGAUUGGCCAAUUGGAGACUUAACAGGCAGAGCCAAGUUAUCCAAAAAAAAAAAGACAAAAGAAUGAUGAGAGAAAAUAUUUCCUCUAACUACAAGGACAUGAUGACUACUAUAAAUAAAGGAUUCUCCGAGUGCCAUCAAGUUAUAUGAAUGACUCUUUGAGUUCUCACUUGGAUUUGACUUAUCUAUGAUAUAAUCUGAGGUAUUUUUUUAAUUUGAAUGUUGCUGAGAUCUCAGUCGAAUAUGCCCAUUGUACAAGUUUUGCAAUAAACAUCAAAGAUUGGAUCAAGAACCGAACUACUCACCUAAGUUGGAGAAUCACUCUAAUCAAUCAGAAGCUAUUCUCGAGAAUUUCUACUCAUACUUCAGUUCGGGAAUCUAAAUCGAGAUUUUAUCUUAGGAUUCGUGCAGAUUCAAAUUUCAAACACAAUAAGAUUUAGAAAAGUGGAUCAGGCAAGAUCAAACUCAAUGACUGGUUAUUUAUCUAUAAGAUUUUUUAUCUUUUUAUAGAAGGAUUGAUAAUUAAGAGAAGCUUUUCUAUUAAUGUAAUCUUCUAAAGAAUCUAAUGUGUCCUUUGCUAACAAAGCAUCGUUUUACACUCGAUGAGCCUUGACCGAACAAAGUGCUCAACAUAUAUAGCUUUUGUGGGCAAAAUAUAUUCUAUGCUCGAUGCACCAUAAUCAAAACUAUUUGAUGUGUUCAAUGUGGCCUUUGUAGUUAAAGUAAAUCCUUAUGCUCAAUGCAUCCGGUAAAAUGUUUGAUGUGAUGUUAAUAACAAAAAAUCUCCAUAUUCUAAUGUGCUCUGACCAAAAGAAACAAUAGACACACCUGAUAUGGCCUUCACAACUAAAGUAUUACUUAUACCCAAUGCAACUAUCCUGAUAUAAGAAUUUCUAUAUUUGUAAUGUACCCUAUUCGA
This is a messenger RNA of Musa acuminata AAA Group (dessert banana), 1945 nucleotides long. RefSeq names its product probable disease resistance protein At1g59620. The record is from RefSeq and is a predicted model, not a curated record. Lineage: Eukaryota; Viridiplantae; Streptophyta; Magnoliopsida; Zingiberales; Musaceae. Bases 72 to 398 code for a protein of 108 amino acids. The transcript is spliced from 2 exons.